GCCAGAAGCUCAGUUUGCUGUUGCUUAUCAGCCACAACCCUGUGUGUUUACACUGUAAUCUAAUAUUUUCGAUUUAGAUAAAUGAAUUCUAGCAAAAAUGUAGUGCUAGGCUAACCUGUUUCGCAAACAAACCAACUGAAUUAAACAGAAAAAGAGGAAUUCUAAUAUUUCACCUAAUAUUUCAGUACCACUGUUACCUCAUGUUCAGCCUAAUUCAGUCUUAGUUAAUUUAUUUUUGUUGUUUUCUUAUUUUAUUAAAAAAACAAACUACCUUUUUUUUUUUACUAAUUUACAAAGGACAAGAAAUGUCAUAUCCAUAAAGAACUGUAGUACUAACAGAAAAACAUCCUCAUUACUGGACUUCAAUUGAACAUACUAAUAUGAACACUUCAUUUAUAUCAUAAUAAUUAGCCACUUACUUUAUUGGUGUAAAAAUACAAGUUCCAGAAUUCACAAACAGGAUCUAAAAUACCAACUUCAAGCAAAAGGUAACUGGUAUUCAUCCACAACCCUGUCACUCCCCAGUUUACAUAUGUUUUAUGCAUUUAUGUUAUGGAAAAGUAAAAACAAUUACUGACUGCCUCCUUAAUUAUUUUUAAAAGGGGACUUAAGAGAUGUUCUCAGAACCUUUUACAAUACUUCAUGAAACCUGUGUCACAAUAAAAAUACAGUAUUGGUGCAUUUGUACUUCAUAUGUGACAUGAUGUAAAAACAUCCUGUCAAUAUAUCUCGGCCUGAUGAAAUGGGAUUGGGGUAGCUUGUGUUCUUUCUAGUAUUUCAUAAUCACACACAGUGUACAUAGCCAUCAAACAGUAUUUAUACUGGAUGUGCAUACCUAAGUGUAUUGUAUUACUCACAAUCACCUAUCACUCUGUACAAAUGCAUAUGAGAAGACUUUCAUAUACACUCACCGGCCACUUUAUUAGGUACACCGGCUCGAUUGGUUGUUAACACAAAUAGUCGGUCAGCCAAUCACAUGGCCACAACUUAAUGCAUUUAGACAUGUAGACGGAGUCAAGACAACUUGCUGAAUUUCAAACUGAGCUUCAGAAUGGGGCAGAAAGGGGAUUUAAGUGACUUUGAAUGUAGCAUGGUUGUUGGUGCCAGUUGGUUGUCUGAGUAUUUAACAAUCUGCUGAUCUACUGGAAUUUUCGCGUACAACCACCUCUAGGGUUUACAGAUAAUGGUCUGAAAAAAGGCAAAUAUCCAGUGAGUGGCAGUUGUGUGGACCAAAAUGUCUUGUUGAUGUGAGAGGUCAGAGGAGAAUGGGAAUACUAGUUCAAGAUGAUAGAAAGGCAACAGUAAUUCAAAUAACCACUUGCUACAACCAAGAAGAUGGGCUACAGCAGCAGAAGACCAUACCUUGUGCCACUCCUGUCAGCUAAGAACAGGAAACUGAGGCUAGAAAUUCACACAGGCUCACCACAAUUGGACAAUAGAAGAUUGGAAAAACGUUGCGAGGUCUGAUGGGUCUCCAUUUCAGCUGCGACAUUCAGUAUCAGAAUCAGCUUUAAUGGCCAAGUACGCACACAACAUACAAUAAAUUUGGUUUCAGCUGUUGGUAUCACCCUAGGAAUAAGGAAAGAAUAAUAAUUACAUAGAAGAACAGGGAAAAAAUAGUAAUAAAAAUUAAUAUAGCCACAGUAUAUAUAGCCACAGUAUAUACAGAUAUUUACAAGCUACAAAGGAAUAUCUAAACACUGUAGUGCAAAAUGAUAAUUGCUACAUAAUGAUACAGCGUGGCUGCUCCAAACCACACAGUGACAGAGGUGCACAGGACAGAUUUGAUGACUGCAGUGUAGAACUGGAUCAAUAGCUUCUGUGGCAGGCCAUGUCGCUUCGCAGGAAAUACAUUCUCUGCUGAGCAUUUUUUAGGAUGGAGCAGAUGUUCUUCUCCCACUUCAGGUCCUGAGAGAUUGUAGUCCUCAGGAGCUUGAAGGACUCCACAGCUGACACAGGGCUGUUGCUGAUGGUGAGGGGGAGCAGUGAUGAGGGCUGUCUCUUGAAGUCCACGAUCAUCUCCGCAGUCUUCAGUGUAUUCAGCUCCGCGUUGUUCUGGCUGCACCAAAUUACCAGCCGCUCAACCUCCUACUGAUAUGCGCAGAGCGUCACUGUCUUGGAUCAGGCCAAUGACUGUUGUAUUGUCUGCAAACUUGAUGAGUUUUACAGCUGGGUGCUUGGAGGUGCAGUCGUUGGCGUAGAGGGAGAAGAGCAGUGGAGGCAGGACACACCCCUGGGGGGCGCCAGUGCUGACAGCCUCCUGUCUGUCAGGAAGCUGGUGAUCCAUUGACACAUGGAUGGAGACACAUUGAGGUGGGGGAGUUUGGUGGACAGGAUUUCAGGGAUGAUGGUGAAAAAUCCAAAAAUAGGAUUCUUGCAUAACUCCCAGGGUCAUCUAGAUGUUGCAGGAUAUAGUGCAGCCCCAGAUUGACUGCAUCAUCAGCCAACUUGUUUGGGCGAUACGCAAACUGCAUGGGGUCCAGCAGAGAUCCUACUAUGGAUUUCAGGUGGCUCAACACCAGUCUCUCGAAGGACUUCAUGACCACAGAUGCCAGAGCUACUGGUCUGUAGACAUUCAGUCCUGUGAUGGAGGGCUUCUUGGGAACCGGGAUGAUCUGAUCUCUUUGUUCAGUGUGGUCUGGCCUUCUUAAACAAGUCUGUCCCAACUCCUGUAGGCGUCCUCCUUGGCGUGGUGGAGCUGUUGCAGUUUGGUGGUGAACCAUGGAUUGUUAUUGUUCAAAGUCCUGAAUGUUUUGGUUGGCACACACAUGCCCUCACAGAAACUGAUGUAUGCUGUCACAGUGUCUGUCAGAUUACCCAGGUUGUUGUUGGCAGCUUCAAAAACACUAGUCUGUGCAGUCAAAACAGGCUUGAAGUUCCUGCUUUGCCUCACUGGUCCAUUUCCUUACAGUUUUAACCGCAGGCUUUGCAGAUUUUAGUUUCUGCCUGUAUGUGGGGAUGAAAUGGACCAGACAGUGAUCAGAGUGACCCAAAGCUACCGCCGGAACAGGGUGGUAUGCUCCUUUUAUAAUGGUGUAACUGUGGUCCAGGAUGUUGCUGUCUCUUGUGGGGCAGCUAAUAUGCUGUUUGUAUAUUCAGAUGGUAGGGUCAGAAUUUGGUGUAAACAACAUGAAAGCAUGGAUCCUGUCUUGUAUCAACGGUUCAGGCUGCUGCUGGUGGUGUAAUGGUGUGGGGGAUACUUUCUUGGCACACUUUGGGCCCCUAAGUACCAAUUGAGCAUGGUUUAAAUACCACAGCCUGAGUAUCGUUGCUAGCCAUGCCCAUCCCUUCAGCACCACAGUGUACAAACUGGUUUCUUGAACAUGACAAUGAGUUCACUGUACUCCAAAUGCCUCCACAGUCACCAAAUCUCAAUCCAAUAGAGCACUUUUGGGAUGUGGUGGAGCGGGAGAUUGGAUUCAUGGAUGUGCAGCCGACAAAUCUGUAGCAACUGCAUGAUGCUAUCAUGUCAAUAUGGACCAAAAUCUCUGAGGAAUGUUUCCAACACCUUGUUGAAAGUAUGCCACAAAGAAUUAAGGAAGGUGAAGGCAAAAGGGGGUCCAAGGUGUACCUAAUAAAGUGGCCAGUGAGUGUAUAUUCUCUACUACCGUCCAUGGUAUAUGUUGGGUAUUGCAGUGUACUGAUCACUCUAGUUGUAGCUUGAAAUAGGUUUUUUACAACAAUAAUUAUGGGACUGACUUAUGGAAUAUUCGGUAACUGUCAAACAUCCAUCACGCUAGAUGUUCCUCUUUUAUGUAACCACAAAAAGAUGAAUGGAAGUACGUAGAUAAAUGUAUUGAGUGUUGUGCACAACUGGGUUACACAUUGUAACUCCUUAUUAACUAUAUCUGUAUAUUUAAUUUUUUUCUAGAAUAUAGGACUACUAUUCUACUUGGAUUGCUCUAUAUAAUAACUCAUCUUUUUAUGGAAAAGUGAUACAUCUGUUCUUCUGUGUAUCUGUGAAAUAGAUCACUGUAUAUUUUAAAGCUUUUUAUAGUGGCAUGCUUUGCUAUUGUACUCGGAUCAUUAUUUUAUGAAAGUGACCAUUGGAUCUCAGUUUAGAGUCGUAUAUGUGCAGUGGACUUGGAGGAAAUUGAAUACAUAAUCCACUUUUCUCUGUUGCCUUGUCUACACUUCUAAACCUAAAAGUAAACUAAACAACAUUCCUUUUGUAAGGAAACGGAGCUGUGACAACGGUUUCAUACUGUACAGUAUGAUCAUUCAUUUUGAAAUUGCCAAAUCUAUCAUUGUCUCUUGAGUUUACUCCUGACUGCUUAGCCUUUUAACUCUGUGCCAGUUGCCUUUAUUUCCUUCCACUCUUCUUGUCAUAAGAUAUAGACAUUUUUUGUUGAUAGUUGAUUAAGACACCUUUUGUAUGUUCACUUGUUUUUUUUGUUUGUUUUUUAAAAAUUUCCUUCAAAUCUUUGUCAUGCUUGUAUUUGGAAAAUGCUUUGCAUUUUCAAGGUUUGUAAUUUACUGUAAACUGUUUUUGCUGUUUAUGGAUGAGACUUUUACAAAAUAUACUCAAUGGAAUGCACAACGAGACUGUAAUGCUCAUUACACAUACACACCACAAAACUCUAGCAUGGGUAAAAAGUAGAGAAACUUUUCCACUGUGACAUUCUUGUCACUACUUGGACAACAAAAACAACAUCAAGAUCAGAAUAUAAGGUUAAAUACUGUACAGUGUAAGCCUAUAGUGUUCAGCACAAUGUAUAAUGUAACACAAUUAAUACACUACGGUUACAUGUCGUGUACAACAGAACUGUACACCCUUGAGCAAUAUCACUUAAAUGUCAAAUGCUUUAAAAUUGUAAUCCCCAAGUUGACAAGUAGAAGAGUUCUUCUUAUGAACAAUCAAAAACAUAUGCUUUAAAAAGACUGGAUUGAAAAUACAGGCAAAGAAACUCAAUGCAAAAAAGUGAUUAUAAUUGUGAUCACCAACAGAAAUUUAAAAAUUUUAGGUUUUUAAAAUAGUUAAUCCAAACUGUUAGUUUUUAAUUUUACAUAGGAGGAAAUACUAAAUACUGUUCAACUUAGAAGCAAUGCAUUUACUGUAAAAUUAUACAGUUCAAUAUAAUUUGAUAUUACAGUGAUAUUGCACAGAGCUAUACCUACUUCUGUGGUAUCAAUGUAAUUGGCUACUUUCAUUUUUCUCAUUUCUGUUGUAUAUUCUACAUGUGUAAUUUCCUCUUAUUUUUUCCAAUUGAAAAAAGUUAGUGUGCGUGAUCACACACGUCUGAUAAAAGAGAAAAAAAAAAUCUUUAUAAUGAUGUUUAUUUUCAGCUAAGCUCCGGCUGGAGAACGUCACUAUCUGUCUGCGCAACCAGCGCGCAGUAUUGUUCCUCUUUGAAUGCGAGCAGUAGCGGGUGCGCAGUUCGCACCGAAUAACUCGGCGCUGAAAAGGAAGAACUCCAGUUUAGUAGUGACACACGCCUGGGUAACGGUACUAUUAAGUAAAACAGCGUCCACGUAGUUGGUUUGCUACAUGGCUGACAAAGAGGUGAUACGUGUAACUUAUCCCAUGUUGUCCUGCCUAAGUGUAUGAUGAUGCAGUGGAAGAAAGGGUCAUUAAUGAAGAGUACAAGAUUUGGAAGAAAAACACACCUUUUCUAUAUGACUUGGUGAUGACUCAUGCACUGGAGUGGCCCAGCCUUACUGUCCAGUGGCUUCCAGACGUCAGCAGACCAGAGGGGAAGGACUGUACUGUCCACAGACUGGUUUUGGGUACCCAUACAUCUGAUGAGCAGAACCAUCUUGUGAUUGCAAGUGUCCAGGUACCAAAUGAUGAUGCCCAGUUUGAUGCCUCCCACUACGACAGCGAGAAGGGAGCAGAGUUUGGUGGAUUUGGUUCUGUCAGUGGGAAAAUAGAGAUUGAGAUCAAGAUCAACCAUGAGGGAGAGGUGAACCGAGCACGCUACAUGCCCCAGAAUCCCUGCAUCAUUGCCACUAAGACUCCCACCUCUGAUGUGCUGGUCUUCGACUAUACUAAACACCCAUCGAAGCCUGAUCCAAGUGGGGAGUGUAGUCCUGACUUGAGGCUGAAAGGCCACCAGAAAGAAGGAUAUGGCCUUUCCUGGAAUCCAAACCUCAGCGGCAACCUACUUAGUGCCUCUGAUGACCAUACCAUCUGUUUAUGGGACAUAGGGGCUGGCUCAAAAGAAGGGAAGAUUGUGGAUGCCAAGACCAUCUUCACUGGCCACACAGCAGUGGUGGAAGAUGUUUCCUGGCAUUUGCUCCAUGAAUCCCUGUUUGGCUCAGUUGCUGACGAUCAGAAACUAAUGAUAUGGGACACUCGGUCUAACAACAUGUCUAAAGCCAGCCACUCAGUGGAUGCUCACACUGCUGAGGUUAACUGUCUGAGCUUCAACCCUUACAGCGAGUUCAUUCUUGCCACUGGUUCUGCUGAUAAGACUGUUGCAUUGUGGGAUUUAAGGAACCUUAAACUGAAGCUCCACUCCUUUGAGUCCCACAAAGAUGAAAUUUUCCAGGUACAAUGGUCUCCUCACAAUGAGACAAUCCUGGCCUCCAGUGGCACUGACCGACGUCUCAACGUCUGGGAUCUCAGUAAAAUUGGGGAGGAGCAGUCUGCAGAAGAUUCUGAGGAUGGCCCACCAGAGCUUCUGUUCAUCCAUGGUGGUCACACAGCCAAGAUCUCCGAUUUCUCCUGGAACCCCAACGAACCCUGGGUCAUCUGCUCAGUGUCUGAGGACAAUAUUAUGCAAGUCUGGCAGAUGGCGGAGAACAUCUACAAUGACGAGGAGCCAGACAAUACCCCUGCAUCAGACCUGGAGGCUCAGGGAUCAUAACCCAGCUCUAUGAAUCUCAACCCCUUCUCCAUUCCCUUAGCUCUAGAUCUAGCCUGUCCUUUUCUCUCUGGCUUAUCUUAAGUGCAAAGUCAAAUGUGGGUCUUGCUCCCGGACAGUUGGAUUCUGUACCAUUGUGUGCUUAUGUAUCACUGCGUCCCACGAAUCCAAUAUCCCUGAAGCACUUACAAUAGUUUAAGAUGUUUAAAAUGCUCCCAUGGUCAGGUGGUCCAAUCUCCAGUGUUGGUAAAAUGGCAUUUUAUCGUAAAGGGCUUUUGAAGAGUCUAAGAGCAGAAAACCUUUAUGUGUAUACAAUCACUGUAAAUUCUAAUGACCAGUUCAUUUCAGAAGGCUAAGGAAAACAUGAAAUUCAUUUUGCAGUCUGUGACUGAGUACACAGAAGACCUCAGGUAGUAGGCUUUCCUGAAACCUGAGCAAUAGAAGAUUACAAGAGCACUCAAAUUAUUUUGGGAAACCUGAUUACGGUUUAACGCAAGCCGUGCUGGUCAUACCUUAUUUUUCCACCUGUUAAGCAUUGUGGUUGUUAUGUUUGAUAGAUAUUAUUCUAUUUAGCUGGCAUGUUAUUGCCGUUCUUUGUCACCCAUUCACGAGGUACAUCAAUACUUCAGAAUUUGGCUUUUAUGAACAGUGUGUGACUAAAUCAGCGCACUUGACAGUUUUCUUUUUCUCUUUCUUUUGUUACAUUUUAUGAAACUACAGUUCUGUUUCCUGCACCACAAAUUGCAGUAAAGCUUUUGUAACUUCGAAAAAACAAGUUUGUCAUUUGGCGUAUUAAAAAUAAAACAGUCUGUUUCUUCAAAUAACUUAAAACAUCCCCUCCAACUGAAGUUUAAGCCUGUUAUAAGGGAAUUUUUUCUUGCCACUGUUACCUUAGGGCUUGCUCUGGGGGUUCAGGCAUAUGGGUUCUGUAUUGAAUUGAAUCAGGGCUGAACAGUGGCUUGGUGUUUAGCACUUUAAACGGUGUAUAGAUAAUGGAUGGAUGAAUGAAUUGAAUUGGCUAAACAAUCUUAGUAGCCAACACAGAGAAAAGCUGCAUAUAUAGCUCUGACACUCCAGAGCAAAUUACGUAACACAGGAAUCACUGAAAAAAAACCCAUAGCUAUUGCAGAUUCUUCAAAAUGUUUAUUGAAAAGCAAGGGUGGACUUUAUGAGCAUUGUACAAUCAACUUCGGGGGGUAUCAGGGUAUCAUCUUUUUUUUUAGUAAAAAAUUAAGUUCUUCAAAGUU
Molecule: messenger RNA, 8053 nt
Organism: Amphiprion ocellaris (clown anemonefish)
Lineage: Eukaryota; Metazoa; Chordata; Actinopteri; Pomacentridae
Product: histone-binding protein RBBP7
Exons: 12
Coding region: 5628-6809 (393 amino acids)
Biological process (GO): regulation of gene expression
Cellular component (GO): nucleus; NuRD complex; ESC/E(Z) complex
Molecular function (GO): histone binding
Source: RefSeq, a predicted model, not a curated record